ACUGGCUGCCUGCUGGCCCUGCCUGCCCUGCCCUGCGCAGGAGCAGGGCUGGGAGCCUGCCACACGCGAAGGAACGGGAAUGAAGGGACGGCUCCCGGCUGCAUCACGGCAGACAGGUUGAGCCUUGGAGGUGGAUCUUGAGAGGCGGUUCAACUGCCUCACCCUCCUUGGGACCCUCCUCGGGACCCUCCUCGGGACCCUCUGCCUGGCACCAGGCAGUGACUUCUCAGAGUGACUUCUAAGGAGGAAGAUGGCUGGCCAAGGGCUGGUGCACACAGUGCUGCUCCUGCUGGGUCCGCUCCUCCUGGUUCAAGGUGUCCAUGGUGGGGGCUUCCGGGAAGACUUCCGCUUCUGCGGCCAGCGGAACCAGACGCAGAAGAGUGCCCUCCAUUACAAUCAGUCGACAGAGCUGCACAUCUCCAUCGAGAACUCCGAGGCGGCCCUCACAGUCCACGCCCCCUUCCCUGCAGCCUCCCCAGCUUCCCAAGCCUUCCCGGGCCCCCGGGGCCUCUACCAUUUCUGCCUCUACUGGAACCGCCAUGCUGGGAAAUUGCACCUUCGCUACGGCAAGAACGACUUCUUGCUGAGUGACCAAGCCUCUGACCUCCUGUGCUUCUGGAACCAGCAAGAGAGCCUGGCCCAGGGCCCCCGGAUGCUGGCCACCUCUGUCAAGUCCUGGUGGAGCCCCCAGAACACCAGCCUGCCCAGUGCGGCCGGCUUCACCUUCUCCUUCCACAGUCCUCCCCAGAAGGCCUCCCACAAUGUCUCCUUGGUGCACAUGUGCGAGCUGAAACGGGACCUCCAGCUGCUCAGCCAGUUCCUGAAGACUCCCAGGAAGAACUCCAGGAGGCCCUCGGCCGCCCACGCUGGCCAGCAGCUGCAGAACCUGGAGUCAAAGCUGACCACCUUGAGGUUCACAGGGGACGCCAUGUCCUUCAAGGAAGAUCGGGUCAACGCCACUGUGUGGAAGCUCCAGCCCACAGCCGGCCUCCAGGACCUGUACAUCCACUCUGGGAAGGAGGAGGAGCAGAGUGAGAUCCUGGAGUACUCGGUGCUGCUGCCCCGCAUGCUUUUCCAGAAGACUAAAGGCCGGCGGGACGAGGCUGCCAAGAGACUCCUCCUGGUGGACUUCAGCAGCCAAGCCCUGUUCCAGGACAAGAAUUCUAGCCAAGUGCUGGGCGAGAAGGUCUUGGGUAUUGUCGUGCCCAAGACCGAAGUGGCUAACCUCUCGGAGCCCGUGGUGCUCACCUUCCAGCACCAGCCGCAGCCGAAGAACGUGACUCUCCAGUGUGUAUUCUGGGUUGAAGAUCCGGCAUUGAGUGGCCCAGGGAGCUGGAGCAGCGCCGGGUGUGAGACCGUCCGCAGAGAAACGCAGACCUCCUGCCUCUGCAACCACCUGACCUACUUUGCAGUCCUGAUGGUGGCCUCCAUGGAGGUGGACGCCGUGCACAAGCACUACCUGACCCUCCUCUCCUACGUGGGCUGUGUCAUCUCUGCCCUGGCCUGUGUCCUCGCCAUUGCCGCCUACCUCUGCUCCAGGAGGAAGACUCGGGAUUACACCAUCAAGGUGCACAUGAACCUGCUGCUGGCUGUCUUCCUGCUGGAUGUGAGCUUCCUGCUCAGCGAGCCGGUCGCGCUGACAGGCUCCGAGGCCGGCUGCCGCGCCAGCGCCAUCUUCCUGCACUUCUCCCUGCUCGCCUGCCUCUCCUGGAUGGGCCUUGAGGGCUACAACCUCUACCGCCUUGUGGUUGAAGUCUUUGGGACCUACGUCCCUGGCUACCUGCUCAAGCUGAGCAUCGUGGGCUGGGGCUUCCCCAUCUUCCUGGUGACGUUGGUGGCACUGGUGGACAUUAACAACUAUGGCUCCAUCAUCCUUUCUGUGCACAAGACUCCAGAGAGCGUCAUCUACCCUUCCAUGUGCUGGAUCCGGGACUCCCUGGUCAGCCACAUCACCAACCUGGGCCUCUUCAGCCUCGUGUUUCUGUUCAACACGGCCAUGCUGGCCACCAUGGUGGUGCAGAUCCUGCGGCUGCGUCCGCACACCGAGAAGUGGCCCCACGUGCUGACCCUGCUCGGCCUCAGCCUGGUCCUCGGCCUGCCCUGGGCCUUGAUCUUCUUCUCCUUUGCUUCCGGCACCUUCCAGCUCGUUGUCCUCUACUUCUUCAGCAUCAUCACCUCCUUCCAAGGCUUCCUCAUCUUCCUCUGGUACUGGUCCAUGCGGCUGCAGGCCCAGGGCGGGCCCACCCCUCUGAAGAGCAACUCAGACAGCACCAGGCUCCCCAUCACCUCGGGCAGCACCUCGUCCAGCUGCAUCUAGGCCGGCAGCCAUCCACCCGGUGCGAGGGAGCAGAGAGGCGGCCUCUCCCCGCCAUCGCUCGCGGCCCCUGCAGCUGGGCCUCGCUGCUGGCAGGUCAGCCGGAGACUUGAGAAGGCCCCAGGACCUCAGAGGGUUGGGGCUGUUGCCACAGCGGCCGGACUCCCAGGCUGGGCCUUAUGAAUUGGGCCGCAAAUCACUCGACGCUCAGUUCAGCUCACAAGGGGCUUUGGAGUGGCGGGACCUUUUUCCUGGUCACCCUAACCUGAGGCUGAAGGCCGGUUGUCACUUAGCGGCGCUGGGCUUAGCCCUCGUGGCUGGGGGCUAGGAGCCCGCAGGCCUCGGAGUCUGGUCGUGGACCUGGGAGACCCGGCAGCACCUCUGGUUCUGCGCCCUCACCCGGAACAGAAAUGUGCCAUAGCUAUGCUGUUUCUGGUGACCACCGUGAGCGUACUUUGCAGCCACUGUCAUUUUAACCCAAGGGUGGCACUCAGGGCAAAAGGGGUUGGGGCCGAGCUUCAGACCGCUGGAGAAGGAGAGCCCCCCGCCCCACAGCACAGAGCAGCGGCUGUCCUGCCUCUGAGCCCAGCCCACCCCCUCCCCUCUGCUCUCCCAGCCCGGGGUCGCCUAUUCCAAUGGUGUAUUUUGGGUCAUAGUUCCCAAGAACUGCCUGGUGCCUGCUGUAAACCUUUCCCUACUGUACGGGCCUUUGCCGGCCCCUGACUCAGGCUUCGUAUAUGUGUUCCGGGCUAGGUCCAUUUGUCCAUCUGGGCCUCUCUACAAGCUGCAUCACCCUUGCUCACCACUGCCAAGCCCGUACCUCUCAGGGGACCUCAGCCUCUCCCAUAGGCCUUUGGUAGCAACAACCGGGGAGCAUGGCAGACUAAGUUUGUUUCCACCCCAGCACUCUGGAGACUGAGACAUAGCUCCCCUGGCUCAGAGCCCACCACAGUGAAUUCUGAACGCAGAUGGCCAGGCCUGGUCACUCCCACUGCGAACUGUCAGUCUAGUGUGUGAGGCAUGUGCAAGACAAGACCUCUUGGAGCUGCAGCCAUUGGGUUGGGGGCACCAUAUGCCUGGCUGGGAAUCCAGGAAGACUUCCUGCAAGAGGCAGUAUUUGAUCUAGAUCUCAGCCUUAAAGAUGGGGAGGAUUUUCUUUUUUAAUUACUAAUUCUUUUGUCUUUGGUAUUAAAAAUAAGUACGUGUUCUUUGUAGAGAAUUUGGCAACUGUAGAAGAGUGUAAAGAAGAAAAUAAAAAUUAGCUGUUGUCAUCACUGAACCAAUGUAACUAUUUUGAAGGGUUGCCUUCUCAGUCUUUUCUGCUCCUAUUGCUGGUCCGUAAUUAGGAAACAUGAAUGAGAGUAGAGGACCAUGUGUGAAAAAAAAUCUACAAGGGGGAGGAUAACAGGCUACUUGGUGGG
Molecule: messenger RNA, 3735 nt
Organism: Pteronotus mesoamericanus
Lineage: Eukaryota; Metazoa; Chordata; Mammalia; Chiroptera; Mormoopidae
Gene: ADGRG1
Product: adhesion G protein-coupled receptor G1
Exons: 14
Coding region: 251-2317 (688 amino acids)
Biological process (GO): cell surface receptor signaling pathway; adenylate cyclase-activating G protein-coupled receptor signaling pathway
Cellular component (GO): plasma membrane
Molecular function (GO): G protein-coupled receptor activity; heparin binding
Source: RefSeq, a predicted model, not a curated record